AUGAGUCGCACGGAUCCAGAUUUACAUAACGCUAUCUCUCUGCGCCCUUUGCCUUUCUCCACUCCACACGCAUCCGGGUCCGAGUCAUCCAUACGGCACCAUCAUCACCAUCACCAUCACCACCACACUGUUGAGUACAAGGCCGAUAAGCAGCCAGCAGCGGCCAGCGCAACCGCAGUCGAGGCUGCCAACGACUCGAUCUCACAUGACCCUGUCGCUCGACCAACAUAUCAUCGCAACAGUAGCGAUGCGGGGCGUAACGACGUCGAACGCCAGAAUAGUCUUCCACAGUACGAAGCUGCUCUUGACCCCUACGGUCUACGAGGUGGCUUCAAGGACAUCGACGAGGAGAAGAAGCGCGCCAAAGCGAACACUAAAGAGAAGCGUUCCAUUUGUGCACCGGUAUCGUCAGGCAAAGAUCAGUGGCGGUCUAAGCGGAUAAUCAAUUUUUACGAGGAUCAAAAUGACAAGAUUGAACGUUUGUUGACCUCGGUUGAUGAUCACGUUGCUCAAGCAAAGGAGGAACAAGGAGCCGAUGCUCUGCAGUUCAAGAUUGCUGUCAAUGGCAGCUUCAUCGCGAAUGUUAUUCUUGCUGUUUUGCAGGUGUAUGGUGCAGCCUCAUCUCAGAGUUUGUCGCUUUUCACCACCAUGGCCGACGCCAUUUUCGACCCCUGCAGCAAUCUCACAUUGAUCCUGUGCAAUCGCGCUGUCAACCGGGUUGAUGCUCGUCGGUUCCCGUCUGGCAAGGGUCGCCUGGAGACUGCGGGCAACAUUGCAUUUUGUUUCAUCAUGACAUCGGUAUCGCUGAUCUUGAUCGUCGAAUCAAUCCGCGAUCUUGCCACUUCAGGCGAUCGAGAAGGGAAGCUGCACGUUCCCUCUGUUGUCGCCGUCGGCAUCGCAUUUGUCACCAAGCUUGGUCUAUUCCUCUAUUGCUGGGCUCUCAGGAAUAAGUACAGCCAGAUCCACAUCCUAUGGGAGGACCACCGAAACGACCUAUUCAUCAAUGGUUUCGGUCUGAUGACAAGUGUUUUGGGAAGCAAAUUGAGAUGGUGGAUCGAUCCUAUGGGUGCUAUCAUCCUCUCCGUGCUCAUCUCAUUCCUCUGGCUUCGCACUGCCUACCAGGAGUUUCAGCUGCUCAUCGGUGUGACUGCGGACACCUCGUUUUUGCAACACGUCACCUACAUCUCAAUGACUCACGAUCCACGUGUGCUCUCCCUCGACACUGUGCGCGCAUGGCAUUCUGGCCCGCGUCUGAUUGUCGAGGUCGAUAUCGUUAUGGACCAGGACAUGAGCCUCCGCGAGACUCACGAUGUCGCCGAGGAGCUGCAGAUGAAGCUUGAAAGUCUUCCUGACGUUGAGCGAGCCUAUGUCCACGUGGAUUAUGAGACGACUCACUCGCCAGAACAUUUCUUGAAAAAGGAGCUGUAA
This is a messenger RNA of Dissoconium aciculare CBS 342.82, 1428 nucleotides long. RefSeq lists its product as uncharacterized. NCBI's taxonomy places the organism in Eukaryota, Fungi, Ascomycota, Dothideomycetes, Mycosphaerellales, Dissoconiaceae. The transcript is spliced from 3 exons. Bases 1 to 1428 code for a protein of 475 amino acids. Gene Ontology annotation, cellular component: membrane. Gene Ontology annotation, molecular function: monoatomic cation transmembrane transporter activity. The record is from RefSeq and is a predicted model, not a curated record. Gene Ontology annotation, biological process: monoatomic cation transport; transmembrane transport.